Messenger RNA from Knipowitschia caucasica, 1032 nucleotides. The record is from the annotation of a GenBank genome assembly. NCBI's taxonomy places the organism in Eukaryota, Metazoa, Chordata, Actinopteri, Gobiiformes, Gobiidae.
AUGUCGACUCUGGGAGGCCGCCGCGGGAUGAGGCCUAAAAUGAUGAUGCCGUUUGAUGCCCAGCCGCCUCAGCCGGUCAUCUCAGCUCACCCCAUCCACUCCCUGGACUCGCUCCAGCCUCAGCACUACCACAGCCUGGCCUCGCCCACGCGCACCUACCUGUACCACCCCCAGGCCAGUGGAGGGCGCUACCACCCCUGUGCCUCCCCCAUCGCUCACCUGUCCCGGGGCGAGUCUAUAGUGGUGGUGGCAUCUAUAGUGCGCACAUGGUUCUCGUCUCCGCUUCCUUCCUUAGUGUCCGUAGGCAUCUAUAGUGGCCACAUGGAGUCGGUGAGGAACACGCCGUGCUCGACGCCCCUCGCCCGGUCCUUCCUCGCAGCUACUCCCCUCCUCCGCAGCUCACCUCGCAGCUGCACCUCGCAGCACGCCUCGGCCAGCUCUCCUCCGCAGCUCUCUGCUCGCAGCUCUCCUGUCCCCUCGGAGAUCCACGGUGGACCCGGAGGGAGCUACCAGUACGGCAGCACCACGGAGGAGAGGGCAGCUAAGCGCAGGCCUGGCCCCUCUGCGCCCCGUGCCACGCACAACCCGCACGACCCGCUGAAGAGCCUCGCAGUCCCACGCCAUCCCCCCCGGGAGCCCGACCCCUCCUAUACGAGAGAGCCCCGCCCUGCCGCUGCAGCCCCCUGCUCACACAGCGCGGGGCUCACCUGCAGUUCCUGGCCUCCCCUGACGCCGCUCCUACCUUCCUCCUCGCGCUGUAACGCCCCCGCCUCCUGUGCCAUCCCCCCCGGCAGACUCCGAACCCGACGGAGCAGACGGAGGAAUGCCCACCUGAGGGGCCUCAUGAAAGAACCUGAACGCCCCUGGUCUCUCCCCUGCUCGCACCUGGGUCUCCCUCCCCUGGUCCCAUCUCCCCUGUCUCUCCCCCUGGACACCACCUCCCCUCAGUCCACCUCACCCCUUCCAUACCCUGCCAUACAAGAACAGUUCAGGAUCUACAAAGUCCAUCUACAGAAUGGGGUUCACCUGUGA